Messenger RNA from Cricetulus griseus (Chinese hamster), 1740 nucleotides. NCBI's taxonomy places the organism in Eukaryota, Metazoa, Chordata, Mammalia, Rodentia, Cricetidae. The record is from RefSeq and is a predicted model, not a curated record.
AUGAAGUUUUCGUUGGCAAUCUCCUUUUUUAUUUUCAUGUCCUUGUGGGUUGAAGAAGCUUGUUCUAAAGAAAAAUCUUCCAAGAAAGGGAAGGGGAAAAAGAAGCAGUAUCUGUGCCCAUCUCAGCAGUCACCAGAGGACCUUGCACGUGUGCCCCCCAACUCCACCAGCAACAUCUUAAACAGGCUGCUGGUCAGCUAUGAUCCCAGGAUAAGACCAAACUUCAAAGGCAUUCCUGUUGAUGUAGUAGUCAACAUUUUUAUUAAUAGUUUUGGAUCCAUACAAGAAACAACCAUGGACUAUAGAGUUAACAUUUUCUUGAGACAGAAAUGGAACGACCCCAGGCUCAAGCUCCCUAGUGACUUCAGAGGUUCAGAUGCACUGACAGUAGAUCCAACAAUGUACAAGUGUUUGUGGAAGCCUGACUUAUUCUUUGCAAAUGAAAAAAGUGCCAAUUUUCAUGAUGUAACCCAAGAAAACAUCCUAUUGUUUAUUUUUCGUGAUGGAGAUGUCCUUGUGAGCAUGAGGUUGUCUAUUACUCUUUCAUGCCCUUUGGACUUAACUCUGUUUCCCAUGGAUACACAACGCUGCAAGAUGCAACUUGAGAGCUUUGGUUAUACAACUGAUGACUUGAGAUUCAUCUGGCAGUCAGGAGAUCCUGUUCAGUUGGAAAAAAUUGCUUUACCUCAAUUUGAUAUUAAAAAAGAAGAUAUUGAGUAUGGCAACUGUACAAAAUACUAUAAAGGCACUGGCUACUACACUUGUGUGGAAGUCAUCUUCACCCUGCGGAGACAGGUUGGGUUCUACAUGAUGGGCGUUUACGCACCAACCCUGCUGAUUGUGGUACUCUCCUGGCUGUCCUUCUGGAUCAACCCUGAUGCCAGUGCUGCCAGGGUGCCCCUGGGCAUCUUCUCAGUGCUCAGUUUGGCCUCAGAGUGCACCACCCUUGCUGCAGAGCUUCCCAAAGUAUCUUAUGUGAAGGCACUGGAUGUGUGGCUCAUUGCCUGUCUGCUCUUUGGGUUUGCUUCCCUGGUGGAGUAUGCUGUUGUCCAGGUGAUGUUGAACAAUCCCAAAAGGGUUGAAGCUGAAAAGGCCAGAAUUGCCAAGGCUGAGCAAGCAGAUGGGAAAGGUGGAAAUGUAGCAAAGAAGAACACCGUGAAUGGCAUGGGGACUCCGGUCCAUAUCAGCACUCUGCAGGUCGGUGAGACCAGAUGCAAAAAAGUUUGUACUUCCAAGUCUGAUCUGAGAUCCAAUGACUUCAGCAUUGUUGGAAGCUUACCAAGAGAUUUUGAAUUAUCCAAUUAUGACUGUUAUGGAAAACCCAUUGAAGUCAACAAUGGACUUGGGAAAUCACAGGCUAAGAACAACAAGAAGCCUCCUCCUGCCAAGCCGGUUAUUCCAACAGCAGCCAAGCGAAUUGACCUUUAUGCAAGAGCACUAUUUCCUUUUUGUUUCUUGUUCUUCAAUGUUAUAUAUUGGUCUAUAUAUUUAUGAUGAACCAUUUCCAUUUGUAUGAAAUACAAUACCAUUUCAUUGUGACCAAUGCAAUUCAUAAUUGCUGAUCUGUGAAAAUUUUGCAUUUUCAUGGCAAUAUAUUGCAUUUUGGAUGCCACUUAAUUAUAAUAAAAUACAGCACCUUACUUUUGAAUGGCAGCAUGAUCCUGUAACGUCUCUGCUCCAAAUGAGGUAGAUAGUUAGAUAUAUGUAUAUUGAGCAUAGUGCUUUAGGAAUCAAUGAAAA